CCCAUCUUUUCUCCUCUCUUUGAUUUUCUCUCCAUCCAAACACCUUCCAUUUCUCAUCCUUUUCUCUCUUUCUUUCUGUGAAAUGGGAAAUGCUAUAUCGCCAUGUUUCCAUUCAGCAAGGUGUUCAUCAGUGAGGCUAAUCUUCUGGGAAGGAACCACAAGAAUUCUUACAGGGAAACACAUAGCAGGAGAGAUCAUGUUCGAGAAUCCAGAUAAGAUUGUUUGCCAUGCAGAUUCUUUCUUCAUUGGUCACCCUUUACCAGCCCUAGCCAUUGAUGAUGAGCUCAUACCAGGCCAAACCUACUUCGUCCUUCCUAUAGAUCGCAUCUCUUGCAACCAUGUCUUAUCAGCUGCUUCUCUUUCUGCCUUAACCUGCAGCUCCUCCAGCCCUAGACCUGCACCAAUCAAUUUUGGUGCGUGUGAUUCUUUCCAAUAUGUAAAAGCUGCAAACGGUAGGACUCUGAUAAAGGUGGUGCCUGAAUUCAUAAUAAGGCUUCUAAAUAAAAGUAAAGCAGGAGAAGAAAAUUGUAAUAACUUUCUUUGUAGCACCCCAGAGUUGAAGAAGCACUAUGAACAGCUUGUUGGGUCUAGAGAACAAUCAUGGUCACCUAAACUUGAGACCAUUUCUGAGUACAAAAUUAGGUAUUCUCCUUGCAGAUUUUUAGGGUUGGAGCGGAAACAAAAAUAAGAGAAUGAUGCAUAAUUUUGUAUUUUUUUUUUCCUUCUCAAUUAAUUAAUUCUAAAAAAUUAAUUAAUUAUUAAAUGAAAGAAUAUAAUAGAUCAUAUAUAUGUAGUUAUAAUAUGGUGAUUUCUUUAGAAUUUUAUUUUUGGUCCCUAUAAUUUAUGGAUCAAUUUGUAAAAAGUUAUUUUUUUUUUCCCUCUUGUUCCAAUUUGUACACAUUUAGAUCUUAUUAAUGUUGUUGAAAAUUAAAUUGCCCAUUUUGUUAGAUAUAUAAAUAUAGAUAAAUGUUUUAGAGCAA
Hevea brasiliensis (rubber tree) is the source of this 980-nucleotide messenger RNA. RefSeq lists its product as uncharacterized. The record is from RefSeq and is a predicted model, not a curated record. The transcript has a single exon. NCBI's taxonomy places the organism in Eukaryota, Viridiplantae, Streptophyta, Magnoliopsida, Malpighiales, Euphorbiaceae. The coding region runs from base 83 to 688 and encodes 201 amino acids.